Messenger RNA from Glycine soja, 1164 nucleotides. RefSeq names its product universal stress protein PHOS32-like. Bases 340 to 888 code for a protein of 182 amino acids. Lineage: Eukaryota; Viridiplantae; Streptophyta; Magnoliopsida; Fabales; Fabaceae. The record is from RefSeq and is a predicted model, not a curated record. The transcript has 4 exons.
AUGAGGAAAUAUAUAUUGAAUGAUUUUUUUCUGCACCAAAACAAAGUGAGUAAUGAACUAAAAUAUAUAAAUUAAUAAACUAUAAAAUUUUUAUAUAAAGUUAUUAUAAAAAUUAGUUUUUAAUGCACAUUUAUGUUUGCCAGUUUUGUUAAUAAUAUCUUAAAAGUAACCAUAAGUUUUAAUUGAUUAAAGAAAAAAGUUAGACCAAGAAUUGGUUUGUAGUUUUCAUCAUUACUCCGAUGAAAUAAAGUUACUCAUAUACCAUUAGACUGGUCAAAGCUCGUGAGUCACUUGUCUUUGUUUCUUGUUGAGUAACAACUCAACCUGUGACAGUUUCAAAUGAGUGAAGCAACGGCAAGAUUCGAACGGCGGGUCCUGGUGGCGGUGGACGAAGGCGAGGAGAGCAUGUACGCUCUUUCUUGGAGCCUCAGGAACGUAAUUUUCCAAAAUUCCAGAGAUACCCUUAUCCUUCUUUACGUCAAGCCCCCUCAUGCCGUUUAUUCCCCCUUAGAUUCCACUGGCAGGAUAGAUGAUCCUGAAACUCCAGGAUGGUUAAUUUCAGGAUAUUUGUUUUCGCCGGACAUAAGUGCGGCCAUCGAGAAGUACAGCCAAGAAGUGGCAGAUUGCGUGUUAGAGAAAGCCAAGAAAUUGUGUAAAGAUCUCCAAAACGUCAUGGUGGAAACGCGGGUAGAAAGUGGAGACCCAAGGGAUGUGAUCUGUGAUAUGUCUCAAAAGUUAGGUGCUGACUUGUUAAUCAUGGGUAGCCACGGCUAUGGAGUUGUAAAGAGGGCUUUCCUUGGAAGUGUGAGCAAUUACUGCUCACAGAACGUGAAGUGCCCAGUUUUGAUAGUCAAGAAGCCAAAACCAUCUGCUGGUGCUGGAAAAUGAUCUGCCACUUUUGUUCUGUUUUUGGGCUUUCUAUGUAGAAUUUUGUUUUGGGUAUGUGUUGUUUUUCCCUAUGGCGUAGCUAGUUCUUCUAGGAGGAUCUUGUCAUGUGGUUGAUAUUAACGCAGGAAGUACAGGCUUUCUUUUCAGUCUUAGAGAAGAUUUUUGAGAAUUGUGGAUGUCCAAGUGCAUAGAGUUAAACUAAGCCUAAUGCAGUUUGAGUUAGAAAAUUAUUGAGGUAACUUUAGAUAAAUAAAUAAGCAUAUUAACUCGUACGUA